AUUUGCUGUGCCUCUGCUUUGCAAGCCAAGUCAUGUAUACAGAUUUCAGAAUUAGAAACGUGGCCAUGGUCAUCGGAUUUCCUGACGUUGGCCUGAGGUCAUGAGGUCCAUAUAUACUCGAGGAAGAAGGCAGGCAGGGUCUUGUCCUAAACAAACAAUCAUUUCUCAAACAAUAUGGGAUUUGAACACUCUCCAUCAUCUGCUUUUCUUACGUUAAUUUUUGGGCUUCUUGCAUUCGCUUCGGGGGCUGCUUCACAGCCAAUUCAAGAAACCUUCUACCAGUGCAUAACCCUGAAUUCAGAUCUCUCCAUCCCUUUCUCCACAGCCUUUUCUGCUCCCGACAAUGCUUCUUUCACCACAAUUCUCGAAUCGACUGCCCAAAACCUGAGGUGCCUCGUCCCGUCCGUUCCCAAACCUCAGCUCAUCUUCAAGCCGUACACCGAAAACCAUGUCCAAGUCGCCGUAACCUGCGCCAAACAGCUCGGGGUCCAGCUGAGGGUCCGAAGCGGCGGCCAUGACUACGAGGGCCUGUCUUACAUAUCACUGUCCGACGAGCCUUUCAUCAUACUCGACCUGUCGAAUCUCCGCUCCGUCACUGUCAACAUCCAGGACAAUUCCGCCUGGGCGCAGGCAGGCGCGACCACCGGAGAACUUUAUUACAGGAUUUCGCAGAAAAGUAAGACACACGGCUUCCCUGCCGGACUCUGCACCAGCUUGGGGAUCGGAGGCCACAUAACUGGCGGCGCUUAUGGCACCAUGAUGAGGAAAUUCGGCCUCGGCGCUGACAAUGUGGUCGAUGUCCGUAUAGUGGAUGCUUCUGGAAGAAUCCUUGACAGGGAGGCCAUGGGGGAGGAUAUCUUCUGGGCUCUCAGGGGUGGCGGCGGAGCCAGCUUCGGGAUCAUCCUGGCCUGGAAAGUCAAGUUGGUUCCGGUGCCGGCAACCGUCACGGUUUUCACCGUGCCAAAGACCCUGGAGCAGGGCGCCACCAAGAUUCUGCACAAGUGGCAACAGGUUGCCGAUAAGAUCGAUGAAAAUCUCUUCAUCAGGGUGAUCAUACAGGUGGCUAACGGGGCUCAAAAGGGUCAGAAAACCGUACAGAAUCUUUACAAUGCUCUGUUUCUUGGGAAAACAGAGAGGCUUCUGGAGGUGAUGGAAGAGAGCUUCCCUGAAUUGGGAUUGACCAAAAAGGACUGCACCGAAAUGAGCUGGAUUCAAUCCGUGCUUUACAUUGCCGGAUACCCGGCGAAUACACCACCGGAAGUUUUGCUGCAGGGGAAAUCUUUGUUCAAGAACUUCUUCAAAGCCAAGUCGGAGUUUGUCCGAGAGCCCAUUCCGGAAACAGGGCUUGAAGGGCUGUGGAAAAGGCUCAUGGAAGAAGACUCUCCCUUGAUGAUAUUAAAUCCAUACGGCGGAAUGAUGGGGAAGAUAUCCGAGUCUGAGAUUGCUUUCCCACACCGGAAAGGCGUCGUGUAUAUGGUUCAAUACUUAACACUGUGGAACGAGGACAAACCCGAGGUCGAAGCCAAGCACAUGGACUGGAUGAGGAAGCUCUACAAUUACAUGGCGCCGUUCGCCUCCAUGUUCCCAAGAGAAGCGUAUGUAAACUACAGGGACCUGGAUUUGGGGAUCAACAAAAAUGGGACAAAUUUCAUUCAGGCAAUUUCAUGGGGUGCAGCAUACUACAAGGAGAACUUCAAUAGACUGGUACAAGUUAAGACGAAGUUUGAUCCUGAUAAUUUCUUCAGACAUGAACAGAGCAUCCCAACUCUUCCAUUGCUGCAUGAAAUGAUAGAAAAGAGUAUGAUUCACUGA
This is a messenger RNA of Andrographis paniculata, 1812 nucleotides long. Its product is annotated as berberine bridge enzyme-like 15. Bases 175 to 1812 code for a protein of 545 amino acids. Gene Ontology annotation, molecular function: oxidoreductase activity; FAD binding. The record is from RefSeq and is a predicted model, not a curated record. The transcript has a single exon. Lineage: Eukaryota; Viridiplantae; Streptophyta; Magnoliopsida; Lamiales; Acanthaceae.